UGUAUAACUACGGGUAGAACCAUGCAAAAAGUGCCCAAUGUUGAACAAUAGACAAGCGGAGGUGGUGCAUUCCAUUGAUCAGUCAUGAGGACCCACUGCCACCCGACGUCAGCAGUGAUGACUAAUAAGAUUAUCCUAUCAAGUUAGCGGUAGGUACUCUUUACACUGCUCAUAUAAAAAAAGUAUUGAUACCUGGAAGGAACUGCGUUCGAAUAACUAUCAUCUCCGUGAAAGCGCACCUUUUAACAUGACAUAACAUCGCAAAUCUCCAACCCAUCGCCACUUUUCUUCUGUGCUCUGUCAAGUAUCCGUUCAUUAAAGGAGGAAACCAACCUCCCCCAGACAGGGAUCAUGGCUCGUUCCAGCAAGGCAAAGGCCCGGAAUAAGGGCAGGUCCAUGCCGAAAACCCACGAAGCCAACCCAUAUAGCCACCUGACAAUGCAGCAAGAAGCACGGAAUACCGAGGGGCGGCAUUCAUGGAAGGUUGGACAGAACCUUCGCCACCAGGCAGUCCACUUCGUGAGCGCAGGUGGUCUGCAACCAGACCAAGAAAACGUUUUCGAACCGACUGGAGACUCCACAAUCUCGGACGAACAAGAGGCAAUCGCGAAGCCCGAAGAGGCAAUACCAGCAGAACACGACAAGCAAGCACAUAUGUCAUUUCUUGUCGACAUGGCUGGAGAGUCAUUACUUUCCAAAAGCACCCCUACAAGGAACUUUCCUUCACACAACAUUAGUCCAUGCGACUCUAGCGAAGAUGAAAUUGUAUUUCGUGGUCGCCAGCAGGGGAAAAACUCGUUCCGUCACCUCCACGACACAAGUGACUACCAGUGUCCACCAUACGCAUCCCCACGAGCGCUUGCAAACCGCAGGGAAUCUUUAUCGGCCCGAGAGUGUACUGCACGCGGACGCAACCGAAGCAAGUCAUCGAUUCCGAGCCACGCCAGAACGACCCCCUCCAUCGGUAACAGAAUGUCGAUGGAAAAUGCCGAUUUUAUAGGUUUGAACUAUCAGAGUGCACGGGGCAGAAAUCGAGCAGAUUUCUCAGACGAAGAUCAUGAUAUGUUAGCCGAUUAUAUAGCAAACAUGGACCAGGACUAUGGAGAAUCAAGCGACGAUGAGCCAGAGAAUUCUGACGAUCUUAGGCCUGAAGCCGUCGUGGAACAUCCACUGGAUGCAAACACAUCACCAUUGGAUGAUACGCUAGGCCUCGAUAAAACAGCAACGUCAAGCUACAGCCCGCCAGCGGUUACCGAUGAUGAGGAACACCUGGAUGUGCGGUUUACGGGACCUUAUGUCACCGCGGACGGUACCCUCUACGAUGAGAGGCCCCGUAGUCCCGAAGACAGCGAUUUUGAUUCCACUCUCGAAUGCGCGAAGGGCAGUCCACCGGACCAUGGAUCGCCAGAAGAGAUUCUUGCUCUCUUGUACGAAUCUCAGCAGACUUCGGCAUGGAAUGGCACCAAGGGAUAUACCUCGGCAACUGCAUUCGCUGAUGCCCUAGAACGUGAUCCCUACUACAAUCUUGACUUAAUGGAUAGGGUCGUCUCUCAAAAGAAAAAGGGCAAGGUGAAGCAGCAUGCCCUAGAUAUGAUAUCCUCCGACGAUGAAUUUGGGCAGCACUUCGAACAGGCGUGGCACAACGAUAGACAGAAGAAGAAGGCCCGCAAGCUGAGGCGAGAGGAACUUCGGUCCCAAGGACUUCUUGGUCGGGGUGCAACCUACCCAGAUCUCAAACAGAAAUAUUCAGACGAAAUGGGCCUCGAUGACUUGAAAACAGAAUUACGCCUCUUUCUAUUAUCGCCAAAGAACAGCUUGGCUCUCCCCCCUAUGCCCAAACACCGCAGGAAACUGAUUCAUGACCUGGCCAACCCCCUCUCUCUCAAAUCCCAGUCUCGUGGGAAAGGGUCGUCUCGCUUUACUGUGCUAAACAAGACCUCCAAGACACCAAAUUAUUCCCAAAAGACGAUCUCUCGUGUGGACCAGGUGUUUUUACAAGGAAGGUUCACUCAUCGUGCAAUAAAAUAUUGGGAUCCGAGUGCAAACAAGCCGAAAAGGCAUGGAACUCGUCGUUUAGAGAAGUCCGCCACAUACGCCGACGGAGAUGUUGUUGGCGGCUCAGCUCCCGAAAUUGGUGCUGAAAACAAGGGCCGAGCUAUGCUGGAACGAAUGGGAUGGAGCAUGGGCACCCCGCUCGGUGCGGGUGGUAACAAAGGGAUUCUUCUGCCCGUUGCACAUGUCGUCAAGAACUCGAAAACUGGCCUAGGAUAAUAGAGGACCUUCUUUACGUCUGGCAUCUGUAACCGAUCAGCAGCCUUCGUCGCAUUGGGGCUCAUAGCCAGAGUAACCCCCCUUUUGUUGUCAUAGGAUCCGCUAGUGUAUUUCGAACGGUACCCAUGCUCGUUGUGCUGCCUAGAACAUAGCUUUACUAAGAAUAACGUGUUGAUAUCUAAGUUGA
Molecule: messenger RNA, 2458 nt
Organism: Aspergillus candidus
Lineage: Eukaryota; Fungi; Ascomycota; Eurotiomycetes; Eurotiales; Aspergillaceae
Product: putative R3H and G-patch domain protein
Exons: 5
Coding region: 352-2271 (639 amino acids)
Molecular function (GO): nucleic acid binding
Source: RefSeq, a predicted model, not a curated record